This is a messenger RNA of Alligator mississippiensis (American alligator), 6179 nucleotides long. RefSeq names its product prostaglandin F receptor (gene PTGFR). Gene Ontology annotation, cellular component: plasma membrane. The record is from RefSeq and is a predicted model, not a curated record. Lineage: Eukaryota; Metazoa; Chordata; Crocodylia; Alligatoridae. The transcript is spliced from 3 exons. Gene Ontology annotation, molecular function: prostaglandin F receptor activity. Gene Ontology annotation, biological process: positive regulation of cytosolic calcium ion concentration; adenylate cyclase-activating G protein-coupled receptor signaling pathway; inflammatory response. Bases 323 to 1417 code for a protein of 364 amino acids.
GCGGCCCCGACGUGCGGGGCUGCCGGUGCCGUCCCGCAGCCGCGUGCCCCCGGGGCGGGACCUCCGGCGCUGGGGUCGCUCCCCGCUGGCCCGGCCGCCCCGUCCCCGCCGGCGUCUCGUCGUCUCCUUCGCUGCGCAGCGGCCGGGGGAGACGCGCGGGCUCCGAGCUCGGAGCCGUCCCGCGGCGCCCGGGCUGAAGGGCUGGCUGGGAGCGGGCAGGCUGGAGAGGAAAGGCGGCCGACCCGCCUGCUUCCCGGCGCCUGAUGCGCGUUGACUGCACGGCUGCUGAAAUGGUUUGAGUUCUGCGUCUCCUUUCCCAACAAUGAACGGUUCAAAACCGCCGGUCCCGUCUGGAUUCGGAAUCUUUAAAAAUACCACCUGCCACACAGAGAAAAAGAUUUCGGUAUUUUUUUCCGUAAUCUUCAUGACAGUGGGGAUUUUGUCGAACAGUCUGGCAAUAGUGAUUCUCAUGAAGGCAUAUCAGAGAUUUAGACAGAAAUCAAAAGCAUCCUUUUUGCUUUUUGCAAGUGGCUUGGUUGUCACCGACCUCUUUGGCCAUCUCAUCAAUGGAACCAUUGCAGUGUUCGUGUAUGCAUCUGAUAAAGACUGGAUUCGAUUUAAUCAGUCAAAUGUUCUUUGCAGUGUUUUUGGCAUAUGCAUGGUAUUCUUUGGUUUGUGCCCUCUCUUCCUGGGUAGUGUGAUGGCUGUUGAACGCUGCAUUGGCGUCACUAAGCCAAUAUUUCAUUCUACAAAAAUGACUUCUAAACAUGUGAAAAUGAUGUUGACUGUGGUAUGUCUCUUUGCUGUUUUUAUUGCUUUUCUGCCUAUUCUUAGGUUGAGAGCCUAUCAAAUUCAAGCAUCACGGACCUGGUGUUUCUAUAAAACAGAACAUAUUGAGGACUGGGAAGACAGAUUUUAUCUCUUGCUUUUUUCCUGCCUUGGGUUACUGGCCCUUGCCAUUUCAUUCUUGUGCAAUGCGGUGACAGGAGUUACUCUGUUAAGAGUUAAAUUUAAAAGUCAACAAAGACAAGGCAGAUCUCAUCAUUUUGAAAUGAUCAUUCAGCUAUUGGCUAUAAUGUGCGUGUCUUGCAUUUGCUGGAGUCCGUUCCUGGUGACAAUGGCCAAUAUCGGUAUAAAUGAAAAUCGCUCACUGGAGACAUGUGAAACAAUACUUUUCGCUCUUCGAAUGGCAACAUGGAAUCAAAUAUUAGAUCCUUGGGUAUAUAUUCUUCUAAGGAAAGCUGUACUUAAAAACCUCUACAAGAUUACAAGGCGAUGCUGUGGUAUGCACAUCAUGAACUUGCAUAUGUGGGAACUGAGCUCAAUCAAGAAUUCUUUAAAGGUUGCAGCAAUUUCUGAGUCACCAUCAAGUUCCAAACAAAUAAAUAAACAGUCACUCAGCUCAAUGGGGCAAUAAAAUCAAAUACAGUCUGUGAAGAAACAAUGGGGGUAAUGAUCAUACAUUGAGAACACCUUCACACUUCUUAUAAUGAGGUUAAGUGAUUUGUACUUGUUUCAAAUCAUAAGAGGUUUGUUCUUACUACUUAUCAGUUUGACACUGCUAUUCCAAGGCAUGCACUUGAGUAUUUUAGUUCAAUCUCCUUAUAGGCCCUUUCCAGUAAUAAAAAUAAAAUAACUACAUUUCCCCAUUUCUGUUAUCAAAAAAAGUGGUCAAAAAAAUAAUAAUGAACACAACAAUAAGCCAAUUUAAGAGACUUUUUAUAAGCAAAACGGUGUAAAAUAAUAAGAAGCAAUGAUCACAUUAAAUACACGUUCAGUUAAAGAAAUGGCUUUAACAUGUUUUUCAAAAAUGGUGUAUAAUUAGAUGAGACACAUAUCAGGCAAGAGUUGGCUCCACAUCCUAGCGCCUGCCACACCAAAAACACCAUCACCUGCUGACUUUAGCACUGGCAGAAAGCUGGGGUUUUGGGUGCGUGUGGAUGGCUACCAGUACCAUGGGAUCAAGGGAAAGAUAAGAGGAAGGUUCUGUUGUCGAGAACCCAUUUGUUGGCUAGUAAUAGAUUUUCAUAGAUUUGUAGACAUUAGGGGUGGAUGGGACCUCGGAAGAUCAUCGAGUCCAGCCCCCUGCCUCAGGGGCAGGAAGUCAGCAUGGGUCAUAGGAUCCCAGCAACAUAAACAUCCAAAUGUCUCUUGAAGGCAUUCAAAGUGGGUGGUUGAACCACCUCUGAUGGCAGUCUAUUCCAGACCUUGGGGGCUUGGACAGUGAAGAAGUUCUUCGUUAUGUCCAGCCUGAAACGGUCAUGGAGGAGUUUGUGACCGUUCGAUCUUGUCAUCCCUUGGGGCACUUUAGUGAACAGAUGUUCCACUGUGGACGCUCCUGCCCCCUUGCUCUUGCCCCUGCAGCACCAUUGUGACCCUGCUGCCCAUGUCUACCUCCUGCCCAACCCAUGGAGGUGGACAUGGGCAGCAGGUGGACAUAGAUCGCAUAGCCUAUUGUAAUGCAAUUUUUAAUGACAUGUUGGUAGUUAAAAAUCUUCAUACAUUUCAAGGACAAGAGGGGACAUCAUCUUGUCUGACCUACAAAACACAGGCUACAGGACCAACUAGAGUUCAUGUGUCCUAAAAGUCAUCAGUCAUCAAAAGUCAGCUAUAUAUGAACUAUAGCAUAUUUAUAGGAAAGCAUCCAAUCCAGACUCUAUCAGAACUUCUGGUACAUUGUUCUAGUGGUUAAACAUUUUCACUUAAUUUGAAUUUUUCCAUUUUUAAUUUAUAGUCACAAGAUCUUGUUGCACUUUUGUCUCAUAGGAUGAAGAACUCUCUGUUACCAAAUUUUUAUUUUCCAUGUUGGUACUUAUAGACUAUGAUCAAAUUAUAUCUUAACCUUUUUUCUGAUAAGCUAAAUAGAAUGAGUUCUUUUAAUAAAAGGCAUGUUUCCUAAUCCUUUAACCAUUUUUAUCUGAACUCCAGUUUUUCAACAUGCUUCUUGAAUCAUGGACGUAAGAACUGGACACUAUUCCAGUAGCAGUUGCAUGGCUGUCAAACACAGAGGAAAUAGAAUGUCUUUACUCCUAACUGGUAUUUCUCUAUUUAUAUAGCCAAGUAACAUUAGGCCCUUUUGGCCAGAGCAUCCCCUGUAUAAUCCAUGUACAGGCUGUAUUACCCAGAAACUGUUUCACAGUCACUGCUUGCUAGGAAAGAGUCUACCAUUCAAUGUCCUUUGUUCCUAGAUGUCUAACUUUAGAUUUGGCUGUAUUAAAAUGUAUAUUCUUUGCUUAUGCCCAGUUUACCAAGCAAUCCAGUGUGCUCAAUAUCCAUGACCCGUUGUUUCAUUAUUUACUACUUAGAGAACUUUGCGUCAGUCACAAACUUUAUCAGUAAUACUUUAUUUUCUUCCAGGUCAUUGCGUAGACCUACUAUUGAUGAUUCAUCAUUCACAAUUAUAUUUUGAGGCCCAUCAGUAAUUUUUAGUUCAUUUAGAGGUCUUAUAACUAGCCCAUUUGUACCACAAUAAACCACAGGACAGAUGGGAAUUAUGGGUCUUGUCUGGUAACCCCUUAACCAGAUAAUGACUACUAUUGAGGUUAUCAGCAAAGAAAUUAAAUCCAAACCAUGUGAGUCUUUAUAAAGGAUAAAGUUGAUCAAAUUCAUUAGCAAAUUUCUAGAAUACCACAGAUGCAUCUGCAGAAAUGUACAUACAAUACACCUGUUUUGUCUACAAAGGCCCACACUGGUGCCUAUAAAAAUAAUUUGAACACAAUGGGUAUAUGCAUGUAAAACCGCAUUCUAGGUAAAUGUGUGCAUGUGUGUGUUUUAUGGGAGCACAAGGUAUAUUCACUCUUUGCAGAUGUAUUUGGUGUUCUUUUCUUUGCUAAAUUUAAGGCACAUGUUUGAAGUGCUGAGUGCCUUCAAGGAGAUUAGAGGGUACUUGGAGAACAUCUUGAGAUUCGCAGGGCAAAUUCUGCCCUUCACUAUUAAAAUUACUGGAUUGCACUAUUAACAUUUUUUAUGGAUUGCAAAUUUGAUAUCAAAGUAUAACAUAACCUUUAGUUCUGCAUUAUGAAAAUCAAUACCAUAAUAAUAAUUCUUGCAUCAUUUAAUUAAAGAUAAUAAUUGCAAAUGAUUACAUGCCAAAUAUUAGUCAUGCAGUGGGAAUCAUUUUAAUAACAUUAGUUGUAUACAUUAAUUUUGUUCUCAUAUGGCCUGAUCCUAUCUUAUCCCCAUUUAAAUGAACGGGGCAAAAUCUCCUUUGGGUAUCUACACACAUGCUCCGAGAGCUGCUCUAAAUAAAGUGCCUGGAGCAUUUCAUGUGUCAACGUCACCACGUUUCAAAAUGGCAGCGGGGUCCUUUUUCUAAAGCUCAUCAAACAAGCUUUAGAUAAAGCGCCCCUGCUGCCAUUUUGAAGUGCAGAGAUGCUGAUACAUGAGAUAAGGAGGCUGGCUGGAGCAUGGUAAUUACCACACUCCACGAUUCAUGUAUAGGUACCUUUUGUGUUCAUUGAGAGCAGGAUCAGGCCUGAGGAGUUUUUGGUAAUGUGUAAGUGUGUUUGGUUGACCUUUGACUUUAUUGUUAUAAUGCACAGUUUUUCUUCAAGGGCAAGCUAUCGUGAUACUACACAGCCAUUAUGGUUUUAAAGGAACACAGAGGUGGUAAGCCAUGUUAUUCAGGGAGAAAUCAGGUCCUAUCUUCUGCCUGAUCUUAAAAGUAGAAAUAUAGCUGUUGAUUAAAAACUAAGGCAAUUCUAAGUGUUGCCUUAAGGCAGAAGGUAUACUACAUCAAGCUACAGAAACUCAAAAAUAACUUUUCCCAAGUAAUUGAAAGAUACUGUCUUUCUCAUAUUUUUUCAGCAAAAGGCAGGAUACCUCAAGAGUUAUAAGUGACCUCUUUAGAUACAAAGACAAUUAACCUUGACUUAGAAAUGAAUGUAACUAAGCAAAGAUAAGAAAGCAAUUCCUAAGCAAUUGAGUCUGUCAUCAUAAUAUAAUUGAUCAUGCCUAUUCAUAUUCUGUUAAAAAAAGCAAGGAGAGUGGUAGGGAGAAGCUUUGAUCUUUGUGUUUGUAUUAUGCUUAGAACCAAAACAAAAGUAGUAUAGAGUUUCUAAUAAUGUGCUGCUUUUGACUGGAAAAUUACGGUAUUGAAAGUAACCUACUUUAUUUCAAAUAAUUGCUACACAUUUGCAAAUUCUCAGUAGAUCCAGGCAAAAAAAUUUUGAUUUUUUUUCAGUUCAGUCACCAAACCUAAGCAGUUGGUUAUUUGCACUGUUUUGAUUGUCAUUGUAGAGGGUGCGCCUAUACACGUGCUUUAAUGCACAUUAGCUUAUUUUAAUGCAUAUUAAAGCGUCACUAACAAAGUGCUGUUUAGUCAGUUUGUAUUAAAAUAGGCUAAGGCACAUUAAGCAUCAUUUAAAAACCAUAGGUGCCUAUACAGGAGCAGGGAGGUUACUCUAAGGUGCUGCAAUUCCAGCACAUCGAAGCAGACUCGAUUAAUCAAGUCUGUGGGAGAGUGGGAAUUACCACACUCCUGAAGCUUCCUGUGUCUCAUAUCAGCUUCCUCAAGCUUCAAAAUGGCAGUGGGGGCUCUUUAAAACUCAUUCACUGAGCUCAUUCAAUAAAGCUUGUUUGAUAAACUUUAGAUAAAGCGCCCCUGCUACCAUUUUGAAGUGAAGGGACACUGAAACAUGAGAUGGUCUGAGCACUGUAAUUAAAGCAUCCCUCCAGGGAGCACAUGUAUAAAUGCCCCGUGCAUUUCAGUUAAUGCUUAUUAAGACAGGUUAAUGUGCAUUUUCUUAGUAUUUCACCAUGGAGGUACUAAAUUUAAUGCACAUUAACUAAAGCACAUUAACGCACAUGUAGACAUGCCCACAGUUUAUUGAAAUUUGUGGUACUGUGCCAGUGCUCAUUUUGGCCUCCUUACUGUACAGGAUGUGACACAAGUAUGCCUAUGACAUGAUUAUUCAUCCUGUGGGGUGAGAAUUUUGUGCAAGCAGUUGCAGAAUAAGGUUGGUCUAUACAUUUUUGAGAUAUUUGACCAGUGGCUGAAGCUUAUUUGCAUUCUGUUGUGUGAAUAAAUGUAUCAUGUGAAAUUUCAUGCUACCUGAAUUGUAAAAAAAAAAAAGGAAAGAAAAAAGUUAUCUUUAUAUGUAUAUCUGUGUCAUUAUACUUUGUGUAGUGAUAUGUAUUGUACUUAAAUUGCAGUGUCUCAUUAAACCUAUUAAAACAUA